Messenger RNA from Pogona vitticeps (central bearded dragon), 734 nucleotides. The record is from RefSeq and is a predicted model, not a curated record. Lineage: Eukaryota; Metazoa; Chordata; Lepidosauria; Squamata; Agamidae.
GUACUAUUUCUGUCAACACAAUGCGAACCCCCUACACGGCACCAGGGGAAAGUGAAAUCUUGGACUUAGAUGAUGAUUUGUAUCUUGGCGGUUUGCCAGAAAAUAAAGCCGGCCUGGUCUUUCCAACGGAGGUCUGGACAGCACUUCUAAAUUAUGGUUAUGUGGGCUGCAUUCGGGACCUCUUUAUCGACGGCCAAAGCAAAGAUAUUCGCCAAAUGGCAGAAAUCCAGAGCACUUCUGGGGUGAAACCCUCGUGUUCCAGAGAAACAGCGAAGCCCUGCUUGAGCAACCCAUGUAAAAACAACGGGGUGUGUAGAGACGGUUGGAACAGAUACGUCUGCGAUUGUUCUGGCACAGGAUACCUUGGCAGGUCGUGUGAACGAGAGGCAACUGUUCUAAGCUACGAUGGAAGCAUGUUUAUGAAAAUACAGCUCCCUGUGGUGAUGCACACAGAGGCAGAAGACGUGUCCUUACGGUUCAGGUCUCAACGAGCUUACGGCAUUUUAAUGGCCACAACUUCGAGGGAAUCUGCUGACACACUGCGUUUAGAGCUGGAUGCAGGACGAGUUAAGCUAACAGUCAACCUAGAAAGCACAAACCAUAGUGAUAUUGUGUAUGUGUCUGCCACAAAGAACACAACCCUUCAAUGCCCAAAGUCUGCGGCCCUCGGCAUACAGCCAUGCGAACACAAACCACAGAAGCUCUUCUACAGAAAGGAAACCAUGCUUUCAUAG